Messenger RNA from Conger conger (European conger), 2112 nucleotides. It is a transcript of the gene mamdc2a, whose product is annotated as MAM domain containing 2a. The record is from RefSeq and is a predicted model, not a curated record. Gene Ontology annotation, cellular component: membrane. The transcript has 14 exons. NCBI's taxonomy places the organism in Eukaryota, Metazoa, Chordata, Actinopteri, Anguilliformes, Congridae. The coding region runs from base 27 to 2063 and encodes 678 amino acids.
CGGCUGGUGCCCUGCUCGGCUUUACAAUGAUACUCUGGUGUGUCAUCGGUGUGAUGGCAGUCUUAUUGACGGUCAGGGGGCAGCCUCUCCUGCAAGGAUCCUGCAAUUUUGAACAGGGUACAUGUGGAUAUUCAUCCGAUCCUGCCUACGGAAACUGGACCAUGAACGAGGAAGGCCGUUUCAUCGCAGUGGACUCGGGGCGGGCGGUUCUGGAGAGCCCGGACCUGGAGCUGCUGGACUGGACCUGCCUGAGGCUGGUAUACCAGAUCACCGGGUCCGGGUCGCUUCACCUGCACCUGCGCCCGGAGGAUGAGAACUUCGACUACGCCCUGUGGAGUUCCUCCAUGCCCUCCGACAGCUGGGUCAUCGCCAGCGUGGACCUGCGCAACACAACCUCAUCAUAUAAGAUAUUAAUGGAAGGCGGACCUGGAAGCGGAGCAGGCAACAGCGUGGCCAUAUUUGAAAUUCACAUCGUACCUGGAUACUGCAUAGAGUGUAACUUUGAGGAACACCACCUUUGUGGAUACAGUAAUCAGUGGAACCCCAACGUGAACUGGUACGUGGGGGGGAACAUCGCCAGAGACCCCCAGUCCAACCUGCCCGAUGACCACACCAUGAACAACGAUAGAGGCCACUACAUGUACGUCAACUCAAUCUAUGCCAAGAAGUUCCAGGAAGUGGCCAAGUUGUCGUCGCCCAUGACGACCACGCCGAUGGUGGGGUGCUUGGCCUUUUACUAUCAGAGGGACCAGGAGCGCGGGAACCUCUUCUCCGUUUUCACCAAGGACCAGCUGGGUCACUACGAGGAGAUCUGGAGGCCCGAGGUGUAUGCCACCUCCCACUGGAAGCUGGUCCAGGUGGACAUCAAAGCCCCCCACCCUCUGGAGGUGGUGUUUGAAGUGGCUUUCAACAGCCCGAGAGGAGGGUUCGUGGCUCUGGACGACAUCUCCUUCUCCCCGGAGUUCUGUGACACAGAGACAGAGCCGACCUUUGACCCCACUAUCGCCAACUGCGACUUUGAGGAGGGGUUUUGCCGGUACUACCAGGAGCGGGCGGAGGGGUCGGUAUGGAGCAGGGUUUCAGUGAAACCCAACGUCUACAGGAUAGGUGACCACACCUCGGGAACAGGGUUCUUCCUCAUGGCGAACACGCGCUUCACGUCCCGGCCGGGGUACGUGGGGCGUCUCCACGGGCCCAUCCUGCCGGAGAACCUCAGGUACUGCCUGCGCUUCCACUACGCCCUCCACGGCUUCCGGAAGGUGGACAACGCCCUGGCCGUCUACGUCUACGACGACAACAACGUGGCGCAGGAGAAGGUGUGGUCGCUCUCCGACGCGUCCCGAGACAUCUGGAUCGAGGUGGACAUCACAUACCAGAAACCCAUGCCCACAAAGGUGGUGUUUGUCAGCAUAUGUAAGAACUUCUGGGACUGUGGACUGGUGGCCCUAGAUGAUGUCACUGUGAACGUCGGGGACUGCCGUGUCGCUGCAGGGAUGGCACGGUCUCUCCCGGGGCAGUGCGACUUCGAGUUUGGCAACUGCGGCUACACCCAGGUCAAGAAGGGUGACAUGGGCGACUGGUUACGCAUUAGAGGCCACACCCCGACCUCCUACACUGGGCCGAAGGGGGACCACACCACAGGGGUAGGGUACUACAUGUACUUGGAGGCGUCCCACAUGUUGACGGGCCACAGCGCGCGGUUGCUAAGCAGCGAGCUGCGGGGGUCAGCGGUGCCCCAGUGCCUGCUGUUCUACUACCACAUGUACGGCUCCGGGACAGGCCAGCUGAGCCUGUUCCUGUGGCGGGAGGAGGGCGGACACCACCCCCGCGAAUCCCUACUGUGGAGGCGCCAGGGGGAGCAGAGCAUCUCCUGGAUGCUGGGCAUGGUGGACUACACCUGCGAGGACCGCCACCAGAUCGUAUUCGAAGCUAUCCGGGGACCGUCGAUAAGAAGCGAUAUUGCGAUCGAUGACGUCGUGUUUAAAAAGGGACCGUGCGCAGAUCCCGGUGACAGCACUCCAUACUCUGGCUUCUCAGAAAAUUUCAACGAAAUUGAGUAUUGAGCACUUGAGUGAGUGUGUGUGUUGGUUUGCUUGUGUACAUGUGUGGUGU